Messenger RNA from Miniopterus natalensis, 2542 nucleotides. Lineage: Eukaryota; Metazoa; Chordata; Mammalia; Chiroptera; Miniopteridae. The record is from RefSeq and is a predicted model, not a curated record.
AGUGUCUACGGCUGAGCUGGUGGCCCCAGCUGGCUAGUGGUCCGUGGUACCUGACCCCGUGGUUCUCCUGAGGGUGUGCUGAGUCGUGUUUCCCGGAAGACCCCCGUGGGUACAAUCGUGUGCUGCUUUCGUGUACCUCUUGGUUCAGCGGGGCUCGGUAACCACUCUGUCCCUGGAGGCUUGGUGGCCGGAAAGGACCCUGAGCAUCACUCACUAGCACCCUGCCUGCCUUCCUGGCUGAUACGCAUGAUUCUCAGUGAUUUGUUGUUGUUUUUUCCCCCCACAGCUUGUUCCGAGAACACAAACAGGACCUGCCAAGAAUGCCUGAAAAAUGUCUCUUGUCUUUGGUGCAACACUGAUAAGACGUGCAUGGACUAUCCAGUGUCAAAAAUCUUACCGCCUGCUUCUCUUUGUAAGCUGAGCUCUGCACGCUGGGGCGUUUGCUGGGUGAACUUCGAGGCGUUGAUUAUCACCAUGUCGGUGGUUGGGGGCCUCCUCCUCCUGGCAGUCGCCAUGUGCUGCUGCUACUGCUGCUGCAGGAAGAAGAAGAGCCGGAAGCCAGACAAGAGUGAGGAGAAGGCCAUGAGGGAGCAAGAAGAGAGGAGAAUACGGCAGGAAGAAAGGAGAGCAGAGAUGAAGUCAAGGCAUGAUGAAAUCAGAAAAAAAUAUGGUUUGUUUAAAGAGGAAAACCCAUAUGCUAGAUUUGAAAACAACUAGAACACACUUCUGCCCUGUCAAGCAGUCCCAAAGGCGCUCCUAGGGAGAGCAGUCUGCAGACCUGGCCGCCCAUCCUGCCUCCUCACCUUGACGAAGUGAGCAGGACACAGCUGCCCUGAGGCAGUCCUGUUCUUAUCCCCUGAGCUUCUGUACCCUGUUCUGUUUCUGUAUUUAGUUACUUGUGAUAUUGAGUCUGUGGGGGUGGGGGAAGGUUGCUUUUGUUUUAUUGUUAAUUUGAGGAGGAAUCAUGCACAUUCCACUUCUCGGUUUGUGACCUGAUUGCAAACUGAUAGCCAUGACACUAACUCCAGCCAUCCUCCUGCUGGAUGGACCAGUCUCACAUCAUUUCCCCCUAAGCCACAGGGGCAGAUCUCAAGUCCCUGUCACACUUUCUCCCCAGUGUCAGUUCUGGUGGCUUUCCGCAUCCAGGAUGCAGUGUCAGUGGCCCUACUUCCUGACUGUAGUUGCCAUGAAGAGCAUUGAGGAAUAAGCUUAUUUAAAAUUUUAAAAAAUAAUAAUUUCUAGAUUUUAUUUCCCCACCUACAAGAUUUCACCAAAAACUUCACUGUUAAUAUUCAGACCACAUAUUAUAUGAUUUAAUUUGUAUCUUUACUGGAACAUGAAGGUUAUUAUCCAGUGAAAACAUGAAUUAUAAAUGAAGUUUUGAAACAGCUUCUCUAAGGCAAUAGAUGGUACUAUCUAUCACACACCAGCAUGGAGCACGAGAGUGCUGGUAACUGCCCUGUAACUGGCCCUGUAACUCAUUGUUUCUGGCCCCAGUAACAGCAGGCGCUCUCCUGGGUCUCUCCCUGCUGCCGGGCUGUGUGCCAGCCCUGAGGAAGGCACCAUGCCCUGGGCAGCCCCUCUGCAAGGCUCUGUGCACUGGGAAGUGGGGCAUCCAGGGCCAGCUGAGGAAAUCUCCACAUGCCACACAGACACUGGUGAUUGUCCUGCUUCUAAGACAACCCUGGCUCUGAGCCUUGCUCCUUUGGCUCAGGUGUGUCUUGGGACUUCUUUAGAGGCGGCUUUCAUUAGGGCAUUGGUGGCCUCCAGGUGCCCUGUGGCACCAUAUGUGGUGGUUUCAUUUCUUUCAGAUCAAGAGACUGGGCCUCAGUAAUAGACUGAGUGCAUGUCAGGGACAGCAGCAGACAAGGAAGGAACAGUGGGAGCAGCAUUUCUUAAUCUGACACAUUCCCCGGUACCAGCUUUGACUUAGAAAAACAUUUCACUUUGGAAAAGUAGGCCAGCAGGCACAUAAAAGAAGCCGUGCGUUCAGUAUCCACACUCCUGCUGCUCUUAGCUCCAAAUAAAGCUCACGUGCAGAUCAGAAUGAUCAAAACCGCACGACAGCCUUUACCCGCGGAGCCGGUGCUGGGAGUAAUUCCACAAAACCAAGAAACUAACCUGAACAAAGUCCAGUCUUAUUUCUCCACUCCUUGGGCAUUUGACUGCAAUUUAAAGUAUUUCAGGACAUUCCUUAGUGUUUUAACGUAGCCUAACAACUUGGACACUUUGCUCUUUAUUCAUAGGGAAACUUUGUAACCGACUUGUAACUUUGUAACAAGCUUUGUAUUAAUAAGUAGCUAGUGUGUAUGUAAAGGCCCUUGCUAUAGGUUGUUGUGCUGAUACAGUGAAUACAGUGUGUUUAAUCCUCUCAGGAGACAGCCCUCCGAAGGGCAUCUGAAAGGCAUCCCAGUUCACAUGCUUUUCUCUGACAAUGCUAAAAGCAACCAAAAAUUCCAACCUCAAGAAACUAUAAAGUUUGGAGUGCCUUAAUUUUUAACCAGUUUCCAGUACAUAGUUUAAUACAUGCUUUUGCUGAAUA